This is a messenger RNA of Xyrauchen texanus (razorback sucker), 2798 nucleotides long. RefSeq names its product zinc finger protein 239-like. The coding region runs from base 281 to 1381 and encodes 366 amino acids. Gene Ontology annotation, cellular component: nucleus. The record is from RefSeq and is a predicted model, not a curated record. Lineage: Eukaryota; Metazoa; Chordata; Actinopteri; Cypriniformes; Catostomidae. The transcript has 2 exons.
GCGGCGCUCUGACAGAUUUGCAGAGUUAUAAUAAACAUUCACCUUUAAACAAAUAAAUGCUCCAACGUUUCCAUAUUAGAUCUUGUUUAACACACGUUAAACGAUCUUCUCUAUUGAUAAUUAUAAACCUGGAUUUUUUCUUUGUUUGUUUCUACAUUAUUCCAGCAUCGGAUGCAAAUGCCGCCAAUAUUCUCAUCAUCCUAAAAGAAGACUUGUUUCAACACGAACAGGAAUAACCCCAGGUGUUUCAACUGAGAUCUGCGGAAUAAAACGUUGUAAAAUGAUGUUUAUUAAAGAAGAGAGUGAGGACAUGAGUUAUCCAGAAUCAUGCAGUUCAAAUGUCAUGAAAAAUGAAGAUACUGAAGAACAAAGAGAUCUGAUGGACAUGAAAAAGGAAAUUCAAAAACUGAAUGAAGUGAAGGAGGAACACCAUCCGGAUCUUUAUAGUUUCAAAACUGAAAAAAACACUUUUAGUGACUCACAAACUGAAAAGAAUUCCUCACAGAAAAGAACUCAAAGAACAAGAGACAAAAAUGAUUUCAACUGUCAUCAGUGUGGGAGUACUUUUACACGUAAAGAAAGUCUUAAAAACCACAUGAGAAUUCACACUGGAGAGAAGCCUUUCAAAUGUCAUCAGUGUGGGAAUACUUUUAGAUAUAAAGAAAGUCUUGGUAACCACAUGAGAAUUCACACUGGAGAGAAGCCUUUCAAAUGCCAUCAGUGUGGGAAUAGUUUUACACGUAAAGCAAGUCUUGAUAAGCACAUGAGAAUUCACACUGGAGAGAAGCCUUUCAAAUGCCAUCAGUGUGGGAAGAGUUUCAGACACGCAUGUAGUCUCAGAAGUCAUUUGUCAUUUCACUCUGGAGAAAAGUCAUAUUGCUGUGAUCAGUGCGGCAAAACAUUUUCUUCAACAUCGAUCUUAAGAACACACCGGAAAAUUCAUGCAAAUGAGAAGCCUUACUUGUGUUCUCUUUGUGGAAAGACUUUUUUGUAUGUGCAAAGUUUAAAAGACCACCAGAGAAAACACACCGGUGUGAAAGAUCAUGUGUGCUCUGAGUGUGGGAAGGCCUUUCAUAGAGCUUCUUACUUGGAGCUGCACAAAAGAGUCCAUACAGGAGAAAAACCAUACAAGUGUUCACAUUGUGGAAGGAGUUUCACUAGUUCAGGAAACCUGAAAAAACACGAGAGAGUGCAUACUGGAGAGAGGCCGUACCAAUGUACUUCAUGUGGGAAGAGAUUUAUUAAGGCAGGAAACAUGAAAGCGCACGAGAGAGUGCAUACUGGAGAGAAACCGUACCACUGCACUUCAUGUGAAAAAAGGUUCAUUAGGUCAGAAGACCUGAAAAAACAUGAGAGAUUGCAUACUUUAGAGAAGCUUUAACACUGCACUUUACGUGGGAAGAGUUUCAGCCAAUUAUGGCACUUUUCCACUGUGCGUUACAGUUUCGACUCUACUCGCUUUACUUUUAUGAGCUUCCUUUUCCACUGCUGUUUAGUGCCGCCUCAACAUGGGUGGGAUUAUAGGCUGAUCAUCACAGUUGCGCCACUUCUACUGCCGUGACAUCAUCUUAAACGCAACACAAAACAAUAAACAACAACACGACAGCUAACUGUUAGCUACUAGCUCAUUGUGUGCAUAAAGCAGUUGUUGCAUGGUGAUUUUACACAAGUGUAACAGUUAAAUUGGCUCAUUUAUUGACCAUGGCUUGGUUUUGCGCACAGCCAUUUGUUUUUAUAAAUCGAAAGUCACGUGAACAAAUGAUACUGCUAUCGCUGUAGCUAACAUUAAAACUAGCGGGUUGAUGUCCCGUGUCUAAAAUCCAGUGAUGCUGGUAGUGACGAUUCUCUCUGACCAAUCAGUGAUCUGCAGGGUUUUGACAUCACAUUUAGUAUCGGCUUGGCUCACUUGGAACCUUGAACAAGGUGGUACUAAAAAGUACCAGGUACUAUCCACAGUGGAAAACCCCCAAAAAUGUGAGCAGAGUCGAGUUGUACCGUGCAGUGGAAAAGCCGCAUUAGGCUCUCUUCAGACUCAUAGAUAACAACAUUGUCCAGUCUUUUCACAUUGAGCUUAAAGUGCAAAUAUUAUGAUUUUUAAACGUGCCUGAUUUUGUUUUAAAAGUCUCAAAUACAAUAGAUUUACAUGCAUCCAAGAUCAAAAAACACUUUAAUAUGCUCAUUAUUUAAAUUGAGCCAUUACAUUUUUUUUCCCCAGUGUCAAAGACGAUUCAUUCAAUGAUCCGUUCUAAAGUAUUCAUUCUAAACUCCUUUCAGAGAGCCUACUCUGCUCUGAUUGGUCAGAUGUCCCAGUCUGUUGUGAUUGGUCUACCGCUUAGUAUAGUGUUUGAGGGUGGGUCAAAGCUGUUUGCAACCAGCCAAUGAAGACCAGAGGCAGGUUUUUUCUUACCAAAUUACAUAGGUUAGUACAGGAAGUAAGCCUGGAAUUACUAACGUCUCGUUUCAGGUGUUCAGUAUCAGUUCUUUUGGGAGUCAAUACCUCCAUUUGUCAUGCACUUUGAUUUUUUUAAAUCACAUGAAAGUUUAUUUUUUUUUUACAUUCACAAACAGCAAUAUAACACACUACAUGAAAGGUAAUAUUUGAAAAAACAUAAUAGGUGCUCUUUAAUCAAUCUUUAUUGCAUGGCAAAAUAGUAUGAUAUAAAAAUAAAAAAACAGGAUGGAUUUUUUUCUGAAAAUAACAAUUACAAUUAAGUGGGUGAAUUGUCACAUUACCUAUUGUUCUGAUUGUGCUGUCAUUCUAUGUAACAAGGUAAAAGGUUAUUUGUACUUUCUCAAUA